CACGCCUGGAGUAGGGUCAUGGUGGGAUAGUGUGGUGUCGGGGGGAUGCAUCCAUCCCUGGCCCCCUAACAGCCAGCAGAGCAGAGCUGGUAGCCGGGCCCUGCCCCUCAGAUCAGAUAAACUGCCAUGCUCCUGAAGGCCCCCUCCUCCUGAAAGGACUUUAGUCUUUGGAGCUGUCGGCUGAGCUGGGUGAGGCAGGAGAUCUUCAGGUGGUGAAGGGAAGGAGGGAACACAGGCAACGACCACCUGCUGCCCACUCAAGACUCCCAGCAUGGAGGCCAGGGAGGCCCAUUUGCGGAGGAGACGAGGGCUGGAAAGAGAGGAGGACCCACCCUCUGAAGAAGGAAACACUGAGCUGGACAGCGCCCCAGACUUGGUGCAAUGGACCCGACAUAUGGAGGUGAGGGGCAUCAAGGUCAGAGGUCAAAAUGGACAGCUCCUACAGUGGCAGGAGGCAGGGGCUGUGAAGACACAGUUGCUAGAAGGAGCACUGAGACAGUUGACGGAGCUGCUGGAUCAGGCUGUGUGGGAGGCUGUCCAAUCCUAUCCACCACAGGGCAGACCCCUGCCUUCCAUUCCCCCAGAUUCCUUGAGCAAGACCCAAAAGCCAUCCUUGGGGAAACAGAAAGUUUUCAUCAUCCGCAAGUCCCUGCUUGAUGAGCUGAUGGAGAUCCAGCAUUUCCGCACCAUCUACCACAUGUUCAUUGCCGGCCUGUGUGUCUUCAUCAUCAGCACCCUGGCCAUCGACUUCAUCGAUGAGGGCAGGCUGGUGCUGGAGUUGGACCUACUGAUCUUCAGCUUCGGACAGCUGCCUUUGACGCUGGUGACAUGGGUCCCCAUGUUCCUGUCCACUCUGCUGGCCCCCUACCAGGCCCUGCGGCUGUGGGCGAGGCCCCGGGCGGGGGGCGCCUGGACCCUGGGGGCGGGGCUGGGCUGCGUGCUGCUGGCCGUCCACACCGCGGUGCUCGGCGCCCUCCCGCUCCACGUGGCUGUGAAGCAGGAGCUCCCGCCGGCCUCCCGCUGUAUCCUAGUCUUUGAGCAGGGACUUGAGAGAGGCUCGAAGGAAAUGCAAACGACAUGGGCGCUGCUAAACAAAUAUAAUCCAACUCCGCGGAGAGUCACAGAGGCUUCGCAGGUCAGGUUCCUGAUGAAAAGCUACUCCUUCCUGAGAGAGGCUGUGCCUAGAAUUCUUCAGGCCAGGGGAGGUGAGAUCCAGGCCCCCAGUUUCUCCAGCUACCUCUACUUCCUCUUCUGCCCCACACUCAUCUACAGGGAUAAUUACCCCAGGACACCCCACAUCAGGUGGAAUUAUGUGGCCAAGAACUUUGCCCAGGCCCUGGGCUGUGUGCUCUAUGCCUGCUUCAUCCUGAGCCGCCUCUGUGUCCCUGUCUUUGCCAACAUGAGCCGGGAGCCCUUCAGCACCCGUGCCCUGGUGCUCUCGAUUCUGCAUGCCACCUUGCCGGGCAUCUUCAUGCUCCUGCUAAUCUUCUUCGCCUUCCUCCACUGCUGGCUCAACGCUUUUGCGGAGAUGCUGCGAUUUGGAGACAGGAUGUUCUACCGGGACUGGUGGAACUCAACAUCCUUCUCCAACUACUACCGCACGUGGAAUGUGGUGGUCCACGAUUGGCUGUACAGCUAUGUGUAUCAGGAUGGGCUAUGGCUCCUUGGUGGCCGGGCCAGAGGGGCAGCCAUGUUGGGCGUGUUUCUGGUUUCUGCGUUGGUUCAUGAGUACAUCUUCUGCUUCGUCCUGGGGUUCUUCUACCCCGUCAUGCUGAUGCUCUUCCUUGUCAUUGGAGGGCCCCUGAACUUCGCAAUGCAUGACCGGCACACGGGUCCAGCAUGGAACGUGCUAAUGUGGACCCUGCUCUUUCUGGGCCAGGGCAUCCAGGUCAGCCUGUACUGCCAGGAAUGGUAUGCACGGCGGCACUGCCCCCUGCCCCAGUUUCCAGAUGACAUCAUCAAGUUCUCUGCCUGCAAAGCCUGGACCAGGGCUCCUCCCUCUGUACUCCCAGACCUGACUCUGAGUCAGGGAAGUCUGGAAUACAUGACUCCACCAAGGAAUCCCAAGGACUGAGGUCUGUGGACCUGUGGGCAGCUGAGCAUGGAUGCAGGAUGGGGAUGACUCUUGAGCCCAUCCCCAUGGACUGGGGACAGGGUCCUCCACACCCCAUGGCUGUCCAGAUUUGGGGAGACUUGAGGGGACUUACAGACUUGGUGCAUGUCAGGGGACUCAGAGGAACUGGGACCUCCAAUGUUCUAGAAGGAUUUGCUUCUUGACUUUGUACUAUGAUGCAAAAAUAAACUCCA
Messenger RNA from Choloepus didactylus (southern two-toed sloth), 2307 nucleotides. RefSeq names its product sterol O-acyltransferase 2 (gene SOAT2). Gene Ontology annotation, molecular function: fatty-acyl-CoA binding; cholesterol O-acyltransferase activity; cholesterol binding. NCBI's taxonomy places the organism in Eukaryota, Metazoa, Chordata, Mammalia, Pilosa, Megalonychidae. Gene Ontology annotation, biological process: cholesterol efflux; cholesterol homeostasis; cholesterol metabolic process. The transcript is spliced from 16 exons. Gene Ontology annotation, cellular component: endoplasmic reticulum membrane. Bases 272 to 2074 code for a protein of 600 amino acids. The record is from RefSeq and is a predicted model, not a curated record.